AUGGCUGAACAACUCGCAACCCCGCGGAUUACUGCGGCCUAUCUCGACAAUUUCGUUGGCCGAGUCGUUAUGCUCGUUGGAAAGGUUACGCAGCUCCGAGGCGAUCAAGCAACCCUUGACUCGGAGGGUACUGUCACUGUUCUGCUGAACAGAGAUGCCCACCUCUCGAAUGGCAACGCAGUUCAGGUCAUUGGCAAAGUCAAUCCGGACCUGUCGAUCAAAGUUUUGACAUCCCGGGAUUUGGGAGCUGGAGUGGAUCAUGGCCCUCACCAGUCCUCACGGGCGUACGCUCCGCGUGUGGCCAUGGUCUGGACUUUGCCAACUGAACCUGGCACCUUCACUUCCCCUAUUCGACAACAAACUUCUAACAACGACCAAUACGGGAAAUCAAACAUAGCAACCCCUGAUUCGACUUCAACCGAGACUGUCAGAUCUUCAAAACCCUUACACAACACUCAGGCAGCUGCACAAAGAUUGCAGCGAAAUACAUCAUCAAACUAUGGCCAAGGUAGGCCUAAUACCGCAAUGUCAUUCACAACAUCUAGCUCCGACAUGAUUCUUGGCCGUGACCUUGAGCCUCUAACCUCCAACUCAUCUUACCCGUCUCAUAUAUCACCUACCCCAACCCCUUCCUUGGGGACACUCCUCCCAUCACCCCCAGCAGAGGUAGUUUAUCGGUCUUAUUCGACAGAAAGUCCACGGCACUCCUCCGUCAACUCGCGAACCAAUCACGAAUAUUCAAACUCGCAGGAUACCUAUGACGAACAAAGCACCCAACAGUCAUACAUACCCUCAGCUCAGCCCUACACGCCCCUUACUUAUUCUCCGCCACCAAUGUCUUCUCCAAGUCUACUCCCGUCUCCGCCGAUAACACAGCCCUGGGAGGACCAAUUCCAUCUCUCACACGGACCGUCAAUGUCCCCCGCAUUUUCGACAACCUCCCAACGCCACUCCGAGCUGUCAGGCAGCCGCUUCCCCACCUUCAACACCGGCGCCGCGACCACUACCACCUACGAGCCAGACGACUCUUCAGACUCUGCGCUUUUUGAUGCUGUUCUCGAUGGAAUCGGGCGCAUUCACGUGUCAAUGGGCCGCGACAAUGCAGGCAGGUGGCGAAUCCAGCGAGCAUCUGAUGAGAGACCAUAG
Messenger RNA from Fusarium sp. VM40, 1146 nucleotides. The record is from the annotation of a GenBank genome assembly. Lineage: Eukaryota; Fungi; Ascomycota; Sordariomycetes; Hypocreales; Nectriaceae.